Recurvomyces mirabilis is the source of this 1932-nucleotide messenger RNA. RefSeq names its product Leucyl aminopeptidase yscIV (gene LAP2). The record is from RefSeq and is a predicted model, not a curated record. Gene Ontology annotation, biological process: proteolysis. Gene Ontology annotation, molecular function: aminopeptidase activity; epoxide hydrolase activity; metallopeptidase activity. The coding region runs from base 1 to 1932 and encodes 643 amino acids. The transcript has a single exon. NCBI's taxonomy places the organism in Eukaryota, Fungi, Ascomycota, Dothideomycetes, Mycosphaerellales, Teratosphaeriaceae. Gene Ontology annotation, cellular component: cytosol.
AUGGCAAUCAGACCAGCACCAGCACCAGACUCUGUGGCCAAAGCAGCAGCAGCCAGCAUACAUCAGCCACGAGAUCCCAACACUCUAUCGAACUACAAUGCUUGGCGCAUGAAGCAUACGACCGCUGACUUCCACAUCGACUUCGAAGCAAAGCGUCUGAAGGGUACCGUGCAUCUGACAUUGAAGAAACUCGCACCAGAUGCCAAUCAAGUCAUCCUUGACACCAGCUUCCUUGAGGUUUCAGCCGUCAAGGCCAACAACAAGCAAGCCGGCUUCGAGCUGGCUACCAAAAGGAUAGAGCCAUAUGGCUCGCCACUCACCAUCUCCUUGAAGGACGAGCACACUGAUUCAUCUUCUUCUGAACUGACCCUGAGCAUCGACGUGGCGACCACAUCCUCCUGCACAGCUCUACAAUGGCUCACACCGGCUCAAACAAGUAACAAGAAGCACCCAUACAUGUUCAGUCAAUGUCAAGCCAUCCACGCUCGAUCACUGUUCCCUUGCCAAGACACUCCGGAUGUGAAGUCCACAUAUACGUUCAACAUCCGGUCUCCACUUCCUGUAUUGGCAUCUGGCUUACCCGCCGGCAUCAGCGACUUUCAGCCGGGCAAGGACAACCAGCCGGGAACACUACUCUACACAUUCGAUCAAAAGAUACCUAUGCCGUCGUACCUCUUCGCUAUAGCCUCCGGCGAUAUUGCUUCUGCAUCCAUCGGUCCACGGUCGACCGUCUGGACUGGUCCUGAAGAGCUGACAGCCAGCCAAUGGGAAUUCGAAGCAGAUACAGAAGCUUAUAUUCAAGCAGCGGAGAAGAUCGUCUACCCCUACGCCUGGACGACCUACAAUGUUCUUGUCCUACCACCAUCCUUUCCUUACGGUGGAAUGGAGAAUCCCAUCUUUACUUUCGCCACACCAACAGUAGUAAGCGGUGAUCGCCAGAACGUCGACGUUAUUGCUCAUGAACUCAGCCAUUCAUGGUCCGGAAACCUUGUCACCAACGCCAGCUGGGAGCACUUCUGGCUGAACGAAGGAUGGACAGAAUAUCUUGAGCGCCGACUACAAUCUCUGAUCCAUGGUGGUGACAAGUAUCGAGACUUCAGCGCUAUUAUUGGCUGGAAGGCAUUAGAGGACAGUGUGAAGCAGUUUGGUGAGGAUCACGAAUUCACCAAGCUUAUCCCUAGUCUCAAGGGCGAGGAUCCGGAUGACGCAUUCAGCAGUAUACCAUACGAGAAGGGUUUCACGUUUCUGUACUAUCUGGAGAAGUUAGUCGGCAUCGAGAAGUGGAAUAAGUUCAUCCCGCACUACUUUACGGAGUUCCGGGAACGGAGUGUCGACUCCUACGAGUUCAAAGCUAUGCUUCUCUCUUUCUUCGAGAACGAUGCCGAAGCGAGUAAGAAGCUGAACGAUGUCGACUGGGAUACCUGGUUCUACAAGCCUGGCCUGCCGCCAAAGCCAGACUUUGACACCGAAUUGGCCGAUCAGUGCUACGCUCUCGCGGAUAAAUGGACGGCUCUCAAUGAGGGCAAUGCUGGAGAUUGGAAGCCCAGCAGCAAAGACAUCGAGAACUUUAUGUCGAAUCAAUCUGUCGUCUUCCUCGAACGCCUCCAAUCGUCCUCAACACCUCUGAAACCCGAACAUAUCCAUACGAUGGGCCAAGCAUACGGCUACGCUUCUUCCAAGAACAUCGAGCUCGUCUCGCGAUUCUAUGUCUUAGGUCUCGUGGCGAAAGCUAAGGAGAUCUAUGAGCCUGCGGCGGAAUUGCUUGGGAGAGUUGGAAGAAUGAAGUUUGUGCGGCCACUAUUCAGACGGCUGAUCGAGGUUGAUGCGGGGUUGGCGAAGAAGACGUUCGAGAAGAAUAGGGACUUUUAUCAUCCGAUUUGUAGGAGCAUGGUGGAGAAGUUGUUUGAAAAGGGUGGGAAGGGCGCCGAGUGA